Molecule: messenger RNA, 1648 nt
Organism: Pichia membranifaciens NRRL Y-2026
Lineage: Eukaryota; Fungi; Ascomycota; Pichiomycetes; Pichiales; Pichiaceae
Exons: 1
Coding region: 50-1537 (495 amino acids)
Source: RefSeq, a predicted model, not a curated record
GCUGGGGACAUUUCUUUUUAUACGUUGCUAUUUAAAGAAAAAUUUAAGAAUGACGACGAAGAGGAUCUCAUUGUUUGGCAAACUGAAAAAUGGAGCUUUCUCUAAUCGCCUCAUGCGAAAUGAAAGAUUCAACUCCACUAUCGCAACAAAAGCAAUGGAUGACUUCAUCGAUGAUCCAGAGGUAGCCAAAAGGAAAUCACAUAUCAAACUGCAUUUGACUGGUAAGCCCUUUGACGGUGUGGAUGACUAUUCAACGCCAAAUCAUUAUGCCAUUCAUACCGUGGACAAACUUAAUCCUGAUAUCAUUCCUUCUCCGUUUGUUUAUCUCGACGAAACUGCUGCUUUAAAUAUGAUUCUCAAUCAAAGUUCGCAAUCUAAAGAUCUUGGUAAAUACGACUAUUUUUUGAGAAUGAAAUGGGAUAAUGUAGGGAACUUCGAUGACAAGAUAGAUAUAAUACUAAACUGGCAAAAGAGAUUUAAAAAAGAUUACAAGUCAAUUUCUCCUUCGGAUAGUAGUAUUAAAUUGAAGUUUUCUGAUGAUCUGAGACGUGCAAUGUUGGACGCAAUUGCUGACGAGGCGAAUUUUGAUCUCAAAGUUGCUUUAGACAGUCUUUCCGACUCAUUUCCUAAAUACUCUUUUGAGAGUUUGGCUCUGUUGUUCAUUAAAAUAAUACCAGAGCUUCCGGCUUCAAAGCAAAAGGCCUUUAUCAACAGUAUGAAUGAUUUUUUUCCGCAGAACAUACUACAUUUUCACGACCAGGUCUUGGAAUCGAUUUGCUUUGAAUUGGUUAUCCAGAAAAAAGUCCAAUCAGUAACCACAAUUUUUCGUGCGUACAACGAAUUCAGCCAUUCAGAGCCUGAGCUUCUUAAAGUUGUCUCGAAAUCGUUCUGUGAACUUUAUUUGAAAGGGCUUCUAGAGGUAAGGGAUGUUCAAACCGCAAGACAGGUACUAAAAACGAUAGUAGACGCAAAUUAUAUCCCCAGCGCAGACAUUCUGACAAACUAUUUUGAGCUUGUAUCCGAUGUAUGUAACCAAGCCAAUGCGCCGAAAGAUAAAAAGGAAAUGUUAUUCAAUAUUUUCACACAGCCAGUCAGCAGCGUAAUAUUGCAAGAAGGUAUGUUGAAUAAGCGAAUUUUGAGAACCAUAUCAUCAUUUAUUCGUCUAGCAGUGCUUCCUCAAUUCAUUGACUACUUGAAAUUAAGUUCAAAUUUCAAAAGCAUGAGUUACAUACCAGAUGUCAUAAUAGAAAGAAUUAUGGGCUCACAUACGUAUAGUAUCCAAUCUGACCAACAAAAAGCCAUUUUUUUGUCAAGUAUCCUCAAAUUGCUGGACUUAGAUAUGAGUAGUCUAGCAGAUGUCACCAAAAAGAAAAUUAUCAAACUCUAUGCUGAGUCACAUUCACCUCUAGCUGUGCUUUUUUGGAAUAAAAACUUGAAGGAGCCCCUUUCUGAAAUUGAGAAAUCUGAUUUCUGUGGAGCCCUUCAAGGAGUUACGAAUAAUGUAUCGGGAUCAUAUGAUAUUUCGAGUAAAAUAUAAAUGAUAAGGCAUUUGCGGUUGAUUUUCUAUAGAUACAUUUGUAAAUAACGCUGUAUAUAACUAAUAGCAAGAUAUGUCAAUCUAGUUGUCGAACUUUUUCAGAAAUCUCUC